AUGAGUAAUAUAAGUUCUGAUGAAGAUACAAGAAGACUACAGGCUAAAAAGCCGAAACUUUAUGCACGUAGAAAGCAAAAAUUUUUGAGAGAAUGGGUGAAUGAUACCAAGUUCAACACGUGGUUAAUGCCAGAUGUAUCAGACAAGUUUAAAGCUAGAUGCAGAUUAUGUAAUACAUCCUUCACUGCUGAGCUCACGGAUUUGAGGUUAAAAUCAUCAAAGUCUGCUGCUGUAGUGUCAAACGUAAUUGGAGCAACUGAAAAAGAAGAUUUAUCUAUAAAGAUAAGAAAUGUAUUAUUUAGUGUUCUAAAUGACGAGUCAACUGACAUUUCUAGGACACAAAAUUUAUGCAUUAUUGUUAGAUUUUAUGAUGCUGAGCCAGGCAAAAUCACCAGUCGCUUCUGGGUGUUGUAUCAGAUUUUUAAUGAAGAAGAUAAAUCAUCUGAAGCAUCAGCAAAAUAUAUUUUUAACUGCGUUGAAAAAUCUUUUCAAAAAUACUCAGUUCCACUCACAAAUAUCAUAGGGUUUGGAUCAGAUGGGUGUGAUACUAUGAUGGGGGAUAAAAAUUCAGUAAGAACACGAUUUGAGCAGAGAUGUCCUGGAAUUUACAUAAUGAAAUGCCUGUGUCACUCAUUACAUCUCUGCGCAAGUAAUGCUUGUUCUGAAUUACCCCCAGAAUGUGAAAAAUUACCACAGCUGGUUCAUAAUCAUUUUUCAGUGAGCUCAAAACGCCAAUAUGCAUACAAAAGAAUUCAAUCGAUUUUGGAUUUGAAACAGCAUAAAGUUUUACAACCUGCUCAGACCCGCUGGUUACCAUGGUUAUUAUGGUGGUAG
Messenger RNA from Ctenocephalides felis (cat flea), 834 nucleotides. RefSeq lists its product as uncharacterized. Bases 1 to 834 code for a protein of 277 amino acids. The record is from RefSeq and is a predicted model, not a curated record. The transcript is spliced from 2 exons. Lineage: Eukaryota; Metazoa; Arthropoda; Insecta; Siphonaptera; Pulicidae.